Messenger RNA from Triplophysa dalaica, 1054 nucleotides. RefSeq names its product serine/threonine-protein kinase pim-3-like. The record is from RefSeq and is a predicted model, not a curated record. Gene Ontology annotation, biological process: protein autophosphorylation; negative regulation of apoptotic process; regulation of mitotic cell cycle. Gene Ontology annotation, cellular component: cytoplasm. The transcript is spliced from 8 exons. Bases 183 to 1013 code for a protein of 276 amino acids. Lineage: Eukaryota; Metazoa; Chordata; Actinopteri; Cypriniformes; Nemacheilidae. Gene Ontology annotation, molecular function: protein serine/threonine kinase activity; ATP binding.
GUUCCCUUUGCAUUUUGUACAAUAUUGUUAGCCCAACUAUACAGUUAUUUCACUUUUUAUAAUAACGAAAAAUAACGACAUCAGAAACCUCAUUGGUGGCUACAACCCUGGUUCCUGCAACAGUUGCAAUUUGAAGAGAAGGAAACCACUUUACACGAAGAAGUUUUACUCCAGUAAACGAUAUGGAAGCCAAGUCAACAGAUUGCCGAGCUGGUUCGUCUAGACUGAACACAAAUGUCCCGAACCAGCUGACAUCCAGCCAGCCAGCACCAUUAUUUUCAUCAUGUUAUGAAUUGGGCAGCUCCCUGGGAUCAGGCAGCCAUGGCCUUGUGUGUGAUGGGAUUCGCAAAUCUGAUGGCUUGGAGGUCGCCAUCAAACAUGUUCCAUUAAACAAUAUCCGUUAUGUGGAUACUUCUAAGGGCGAGCAUCUACCCAAAGAAGUGGCUUUACAGCAGGAGCUACAUAAAUCAGAGACAUGCCCUUAUAUUGUUAAAAUAUACGACUGGUAUCUGGAAGAUCAGCUCAUCAUGACUAUGGAAUACCCACGGCCAUGCAUGACCUUGCAUGAUUUCAUCCAAUGUCAUCCAAGUCUUCUGAGUGAAACCUUGGCACGUCGUUUGAUGACCCAAGCAGUAACAGCAGCCAAAUACUGGAUUGGGCACGGUGUCAACCAUGGUGACUUGUCAUGCGACAACUUCUUGAUCAAUACAGAUCUGAUGCAGGUGAAAAUUAUAGAUUUUGGAAACGGCAUGCUUAUCUCGACUACCAACAACCUAUUGUCAGGAUACUGUGACAGUGCGUAUGCGGUUGCAGAUACUGUCUGUGGUUUGGGUGAACUUCUGGCAAAAUUGGUGGGUUCCUGUCACUUCACUGGCAUCACUCACAAACACAUCGUAUCUGAAGAAUGCCAUGACUUGAUAAACCGCAGCAUAUGCACGGAACCAGCCGACAGGCUAACAUUAGAUGAGUUCUCGGAUCACAAAUGGUUCGUGCUGGAAGAAGGACAAGAGUGAUUUUCCAUACUGCAGAUAGAUUUAUUUUGCUGGUCUUUGAG